Molecule: messenger RNA, 1406 nt
Organism: Kogia breviceps (pygmy sperm whale)
Lineage: Eukaryota; Metazoa; Chordata; Mammalia; Artiodactyla; Physeteridae
Gene: COMMD9
Product: COMM domain containing 9
Source: RefSeq, a predicted model, not a curated record
GACUCGGGGAAGAUGGCCGCGCUGACGGCGGAGGUCUUUGCAGCUCUCCAGAGCUUGCUGAAGGCCUCCUCGAAAGAUGUUGUCAGACAGCUGUGCCAAGAGAGCUUUUCCAGUUCAGCCCUUGGCUCGAAAAAGCUCUUGGAUGUUACGUGUUCCAGCUUGUCUGUGACCCAGGAGGAGGCAGAACAACUGCUCCAGGCUCUGCACCGCCUCACCAGGCUCGUGGUGUUCCGUGACCUGUCCUCCGCCGAGGCGAUUCUGGCACUCUUUCCUGAAAAUUUCCACCCAAACCUCAAAAACCUGCUGACAAAAAUCAUCCUAGAACACGUAUCUACUUGGAGAGCUGAAGCCCAGACAAAUCAGAUCUCUCUGCCGCGCCUGGUCGACCUGGACUGGAGGGUGGACAUCAAAACCUCCUCAGACAGCAUCAACCGCAUGGCCGUCCCUACCUGCCUGCUCCAGAUGAAGAUCCAGGAAGAUCCCAGUCUGUGUGGGGAGCAGCCCUCCAUGUCAGCUGUCACCGUGGAGCUGAGUAAGGAGACCCUGGACACGAUGUUAGACGGGCUGGGCCGCAUCCGGGACCAGCUCUCCGCUGUGGCCAGCAAGUGACACGGCCAGCCGGCCCCCAGCACACGCCGUCCUCGCAGCAGGCAGCGGUGGGGACAUGGGGGCUGCCAUCCAGAAGGCGCGGUUGGACCAGGCGGAAGCAGCCAGGCCCCCGCGCUGCUUUUUCCUCUUUCUGAAGUUGGAGCAGAAGCUGCUGAUCUCGCGAGGCUCCUGUGUGGGACUUAAUGACCCCUGUGGCAGCAGGAGGGAGCGUUUGCUUGGUCGGCCGCCUCCGCCUGGCUGAUUGGAAAAUUCAGGCCCAAGUUGUGGCGCUCGCUCGUCUUAAUAAGUUCCUUUCGCUCUGAUGAGCUCGUUUCCAGCUCUGGAAUGCACGCAGGGCGUCAGGUGGGUGACACCAGCGGUUCUGCUUCUCUGUCAGAGAAGCCAGGUGGAUCCCACAGGGCAGGGCCCCCUCUGCGUGCCUGCCCGCCCUGAGUCCAGAGCCUUCCCGAGCUCCCUCAGCCCUGCUGGACCACCUGGCAGCGUAGGAAGUCUGAAAUGGGAACUCACUUCCUUCUCAUUGGAGCCAGAGGCCCCUUCCUUGAUGUAAUGCAGCCACUCAGGGUGAAGAAGUAGGAGUGAUUGGAAAUAAAUAACAGUUCUAAAAACUUCAUGAUUCCGGUCACGCUUCUGUAGCUUCUGUCCUUAGCCUGAGUCGUUUCCUUAGGCCAGUGCUGCCUCUUGUUUGUAAAGACGACCCCACCUUCCUCGUUCCUGGCUCAGCUCAUCACCAUGGGAUGACCUGAAACCGGGCCCGUGAACCGGCCCACCUUCCACGUGUCCGUCUGUCACGUAGAGCA